Molecule: messenger RNA, 1599 nt
Organism: Anopheles arabiensis
Lineage: Eukaryota; Metazoa; Arthropoda; Insecta; Diptera; Culicidae
Exons: 1
Coding region: 1-1599 (532 amino acids)
Source: RefSeq, a predicted model, not a curated record
AUGCGCGAUGCAGUGAACGCCGAACUUGAUAGACUGGAGCGACUCAAUAUCAUCACACCAGUCCAGCACUCCGAGUGGGCAGCACCGAUUGUAGUGGUACGCAAGUCGAAUGGACAACUGAGAAUAUGCGGAGACUAUUCGACGGGACUCAACGCAUCACUCCACCCACAUGACUAUCCGCUGCCACCGCCACAGGACAUCUACACCAAACUGAGUAACUCGACAAUUUUUAGCCAAAUUGACUUAUCUGAUGCUUUCUUACAGGUUCCCAUUGCCGAGCAAAGUCGCCGCUUGCUCACCAUAAACACGCAUAAAGGGUUGUACCUGUAUAAUCGCCUGCCACCAGGGAUUAAAGUAGCACCAGGCGCAUUUCAGCAGCUUAUGGACCAAAUGCUUGCUGGAAUGGAACGUGUCACGAGUUACAUGGACGACGUUAUCGUUGGUGGACGAACACAACGGGAACACGACGACGUACUAAACGAAACCCUGAGACGCAUUCAGGAGUAUGGUUUCACCAUCCGCCCGGAGAAAUGUUCGUUCAACAAACGCCAAGUUCGCUACCUUGGUCACAUUCUCGAUAACCACGGCAUUCGUCCAGACCCAGCCAAAAUAGCUGCGAUAAAGGAUCUUUCAGCGCCAACCGACGUUAGUGGUGUACGUUCCUUUCUUGGCGCCGUUAACUAUUAUGGAAGAUUCAUCCCGAACAUGCGCAAGCUUCGAUACCCGUUGGACAACCUACUGAAAGAAGGCAGUUCGUUUAAGUGGUCCCCUGAAUGCCAAAAAGCCUUCGAGCAGUUCAAAAGUAUCCUUUCAUCGGAACUGCUCCUGACGCACUACGAUCCAAGGCGUGAGAUCGUUGUAUCCGCGGACGCGUCAUCCGUCGGAUUAGGCGCAACAAUCGGUCACAAGUUCCCCGAUGGAACUUUUAAAGUUGUGCAGCAUGCGUCCCGUGCACUUACAAAGGCAAAGAAAAACUACAGCCAGAUAGAUCGGGAAGGCUUGGCAAUUAUCUUCGCUGUGACGAAAUUCCAUAAUUUUAUAUUUGGACGGCAUUUUACUCUACAAACAGACCACAAGCCACUUUUGAGAAUUUUCGGCAGCAAGAAAGGCAUCCCCGUUUACACCGCCAAUCGCUUGCAGAGAUUCGCGCUCACCUUACAGCUGUAUGAUUUCGACAUCAAUUACGUAUCGACCGACAAUUUUGGGAACGCCGACAUCCUUUCGCGACUGAUUCGAAAUCACGAAAAGUUAGAGGAGGAUUACGUGAUUGCUAGCAUCGGCCUAGAGGAGGACAUACGAUCAGUCGUCGUUAACUCAUUGAGUUCAGUUGCAUUAAAUGCAACGGAUGUCGCAACGGCUACUAAAUCCGAUCCCAUUAUGAGCAAAGUCAUACAGUUUGUACGACAAGACUGGCCACGUAACAGUACGUUCAGCGGUGAGCUGGCAUGCUUCUACGCUAGGAAAGAAGCUUUAUCAGAGAUGGGAGGCUGUCUCUUAUUCGGGGAGAGAGUCAUCAUACCAAAGGCUCUCCGGCAACGAUGCCUGCGUCAACUACAUCACGGCCAUCCAGGUGUACAAAGGAUGAAGUCGAUCGCAUGA